This is a messenger RNA of Hevea brasiliensis (rubber tree), 1730 nucleotides long. RefSeq names its product upstream activation factor subunit spp27. Bases 114 to 1613 code for a protein of 499 amino acids. The record is from RefSeq and is a predicted model, not a curated record. The transcript has 10 exons. NCBI's taxonomy places the organism in Eukaryota, Viridiplantae, Streptophyta, Magnoliopsida, Malpighiales, Euphorbiaceae. Gene Ontology annotation, cellular component: nucleus.
CAAAACGCACAGCCUCCCCGACACUAUUUGCUGCUCUCGCUUCGCUUCUCCGCAAAAAUACCUUCAUUUUCCAGUGCUGAAAGCGUCGUCGUUAUCGCACCCCGAAAUACGAUAUGGUUUCGGAUUCUGACCUAGUGACUCGCCUUCGCGAAAUUCUCCGGACUUCCGACCUCGACACCGCCACAGCUGGCAGUGUCCGUAGGAAGUUGGAGGAGGAUUUCGGCCUCGAUUUGUCGGACCGGAAAGUGUUUAUCAGGGAACAAAUCGACCUUUACCUCGAAACCCUACAGAACAAACAUAACGACGAAGAUGAAGAAGAAAAUAUAGCAGAGAAGGUGAAUCAGAAUAAGGAAGGCAAUGAAAACGACGCCGUUGAAGAAGAAGAAGAGGUGAAAGAAGAGGAAGAGGAGGUGGAAGAAGACGAGAGUGACGAACAGGGAACUAAAAUAAAAAGGUCAAAUAAGGCUGAAAAAGAAGGCAAGAAAAGAGGAGGUGGCUUUACGAAGCUAUGUUCCUUAUCUCCACAACUUCAAAAGUUUCUUGGCGUGUCUGAAUUAGCUAGAACUGAGGUUGUGAAAAAACUUUGGGCCUAUAUCAGGGAGAACAACUUGCAGGAUCCAAAGAAUAAGCGAAAUAUAAAAUGUGAUGAAGCAUUGCAUGAUCUUUUUCGUGUAAAUUCGAUUAAUAUGUUUCAAAUGAAUAAAGCCCUGUCCAAGCAUAUUUGGCCAUUGACUGCAGAAGCUGGAUGUUUAUAUUUUCUGCAAUUUCAACUUCAACUACCACAAACAGGCUUCCACAUUGAACUUCCGCUUUAUUUCAUUUACGGACAUGAAAAGCUGAAGGAAAAAGGUGAAGAUGGUAGUGAUUCUGUGUCAGAAGGUGAUGAUCCAGGCGAAGAACAGGAAGAUGAAGAGGAUGAAGAGGAAUAUGUAGAGAAAGAGGGUACUGAACAAAGCAAGAAAGGAGGGUCUUAUAAGGUGGAUAAAGAUGUUAAGAAAAGAGGAGGUGGCUUUACUAAAUUGUGCAGCCUUUCUCCACAACUUCAAGAGUUCACUGGUGUGCCUGAAUUGGCCAGAACGGAGGUUGUGAAGAAGCUUUGGGCCUAUAUUCGGGAGAAAGAUUUACAAGAUCCAAAGAACAAGCGGAAUAUAAUAUGUGAUGAAUCAUUGCGUGCUCUCUUUCGUGUUGAUUCUAUCAAUAUGUUUCAAAUGAAUAAAGCAUUGUCCAAGCACAUAUGGCCAUUAAAUGAGGAAGAUGCUCCAGACAACUCUAUACAAAAGGAAAGACAGUGCAAGCACGGAAGAGAAGAAGGUUCAAAAGAGCCAAAGCAGAAGGAAAAACGGCAGAAGAAGGGAGCUUCUGGUCUUCUUGUUCCCCUUCCUCUUUCAGAUGCUCUUGUAAAAUUUUUUGGCACUGGCGAAAAUACAUUAUCUCGGGCUGAUGUCGUAAAGAGAAUGUGGGAAUACAUAAAACAGAAUGAUCUGCAGGAUCCAUCUGAUAAGAGGAGAAUCAUUUGCGAUGAAAAGUUGAAAGAACUAUUUGAGGUUGACUCGUUCAAUGGCUUCUCAGUCUCAAAGCUCCUGACUGCUCAUUUCAUCAAGAUGGAACAGUGAGUUGCUUAUUUGUACAUAAGCAAGCCCUUUGGAGGCAGCAAUUUUGUUUUUGUCUACAAUAUGUUGCGGCACCCUGUAUGCUUCUUGUUCAAGUAAUGGAAAUGGUUUUUAAGAAAA